This is a messenger RNA of Macroventuria anomochaeta, 2149 nucleotides long. RefSeq lists its product as uncharacterized. The transcript is spliced from 3 exons. Gene Ontology annotation, biological process: nuclear-transcribed mRNA poly(A) tail shortening; regulation of DNA-templated transcription. The coding region runs from base 138 to 2033 and encodes 631 amino acids. The record is from RefSeq and is a predicted model, not a curated record. Gene Ontology annotation, cellular component: nucleus; P-body; CCR4-NOT core complex. NCBI's taxonomy places the organism in Eukaryota, Fungi, Ascomycota, Dothideomycetes, Pleosporales, Didymellaceae.
CAAACACUCUCCACCCAUUGCGACCGAGCAAACGCCCCCGCGCUCGCCGUCGACGCCGCCACCUCACUCUCUCCGUACGAAUCACACGCCCCGUACCCUGUUACACGCAAGCCCUCGCGCGAGGCUACGCAAACACCAUGGCAGCUCGCAAGCUCCAGCAGGAGAUUGACAAAUGCUUCAAGAAGGUCGCGGAAGGCGUCGCGACCUUCGAGAGCAUAUACGACAAGAUCAUCCAGACGUCGAAUCCUUCCCAGAAAGAGAAGCUGGAAGACCAGCUGAAGAAGGAGAUCAAGAAGCUGCAACGGUCGCGCGACCAGAUCAAGACAUGGGCUGCCAUGAGCGAGAUCAAGGACAAGAAGCCGCUACUGGACCACAGGAAGCUGAUUGAGACACAAAUGGAGAAGUUCAAAGCCGUCGAGAAGGAGAUGAAGACCAAGGCAUAUUCAAAAGAAGGGCUAUCAUUAGCAUCGAAGGUCGAUCCUAAAGACCGUGAACGAAUGGAGAUGGUCGAGUUCCUGCAACACAUGAAUGAAGAGCUGGAGCAGCAAGUCGAGAAGAUCGAGGCUGACGUGGAGACCAUGCACGCAAGCGCGAAGAAGGGCAAGAAGUCGGACACCUCGAAAGCUGAGCGGAUAGCGGAACUUGAAGAAACGGCGGAACGACAUAAGUGGCAUCAAGGCAAGCUGGACUUGCUACAACGAGCGCUAGAGAACAGCAAUGUCGACACUGAGCAGGUCAAGGAGAUCGAGGACAGCAUCAAGUACUACGUCGAGGAGAACCAGAACCCUGACUUCAUGGAGGACGACACAAUAUACGACGACUUCAACCUCGACGAAGAGGAGGCUAUCUACGGCAUGGGCAAUGAGGCAGAUCGUGUCUCGUCGCAAGACACACAAUCGGUAGCAGAGGAGCCUGAAGCCGAAUCACGACCGACGGUAACGAAGGCAAAAUCUGGCGAAGCAGCAGGGGCACGACGGCCUUCGACACAACUCAAGUCACCAUUACCAGUGCUGGCGACAUUACACACGCCCUUACCUGGUGCAUCAAAUACAACAGCAAGCUCCAUGAAGCCAGCACCGAUACCAACGCGAACGCCGGGAGAGCCGCUCAAAUAUGCAUCAGCAGCGGCAGCUGCAGCUGCGAGUGACAAGAACGGAGUAGGAAUAGCGCCUCUACCGCCGCCACCAGGGUUGGCCUCAGGACUAGCUCUAGGACGUUCGAGUGCUACAGCCUCACCAGCAAUCACGAAUGCGCAGCCAGCAUCACGGGCACAGCCACCCACUGAAGCACCAUUGCAGCUGCAACCGGCCAAGUCACCGGCGGCUACAUCAAGUGUACCAGCAACACCUGCUCCAGAGAAGCAAAGCCUAUCACGUGCAGCAUCAACUGAAGAUACCAAGGCUGCAAGCAGGAAGAAGACACCAGCGCCAGAGUCUGCAGAGGAGGAGGACGAGUCGCAAACAACAACGCCACCUCUCACCAACGGUGAAUCACAUGCUGACGACGAAGAUGAGGAGUCGGUCUAUCACCUGCCAUCGAGUUUACAAGAUCUACUCGAUUCCUUCGAGGCUACAAAGAACGACAUUAGCGCGUCUGCGACGAAACCUCCAGACGAGCGAAUGCUGGUAGCAUCAAUGGCGACCGCACCUGACUCCGCCGAUACUGAGGCACCGCGCCACUACCGCCCACAGAACCCAUACCCCUUCACACCCUCGCACUACCCUCAGGAACCGCUGGCGAUAUUCGACGAUCCUCGUCUAUACUCUCGCAUCGAAACAGACGCUCUGUUCUACGCCUUCUACUACCGCCAGAAUACAUACCAGCAGUACCUUGCAGCAAAGGCGCUGAAGUCACAGAGCUGGAGGUUCCACAAACAGUACCAAACUUGGUUCCAACGCCACGAAGAACCGAAGGCAAUAACCGAAGACUAUGAACAGGGAACGUACAGGUUCUUCGAUUACGAGAGUACAUGGAUGAACCGUAGAAAGGCAGAUUUCCGAUUUGCCUACAAGUUCUUGGAAGACGAUCUAUGAUCUCGCUCUUACCCAGUCUUCAGCAGAUUCUGCUAUGGUUACGCUGGUGUCGUUCUGUAUUGAGUAUAGGUAGUUCUGGAAUGGGUUCCAACGUGGAACGUAUUGUUCGCUUCUCA